This is a messenger RNA of Arabidopsis lyrata subsp. lyrata, 773 nucleotides long. RefSeq lists its product as uncharacterized. The record is from RefSeq and is a predicted model, not a curated record. Lineage: Eukaryota; Viridiplantae; Streptophyta; Magnoliopsida; Brassicales; Brassicaceae. Bases 277 to 540 code for a protein of 87 amino acids. The transcript has 5 exons.
GCUUUUUUUCCGAAACAAAAAACUUUCGUGUCCUGUCGUUCUUGUUCACUUACUAUUUGGAUUUUUCUCUGUGUUCUUUAAUCUUCCCAUCUCUAUGUUUUUCCGUCCUUUGAGAUUCAUCAAGAGAUGCGUUUUUUUGUGGCAGUAAAAGAGUCUUCUUUUUGAAGUGUGUUAUCUGAUUAUUGUUUAACACCUUGGUUUGUAGAAAUACCUAAACGAUCACGAGGUCAAGAACAACAACGUUCUCAUUUGCAAGAAAACUCAAUAUUUGUGAGGAUGGAACCGCAGCAUACCGAUGAUGUGUUAAAGCAUUUGGAGAAACAGAAGGAAUUACUCAAAGAAGCUCAUCAGACCAUGUUGCAAGAACUCCAAAAACUCGAGGUUGAACAUGAGACGAUGAUGCGUAAACUCUAUGAGCUAAUGAACACUCAUACUUUAAAUCAAAAGAAAAUGGAGGAAACUCAAAAUGUGUUGGAGGGAAGCGAAACAAUUGAAGCUUCAUCUCAAUCAACUGUAACUACUGAUGAUGAAGAACAUUGAAGAGCUCACUUUCUAUAAUCCCCCUAAUCAGAUACACCGGGCCGGUUUUGGGCCGGGAUUGAUGGGCCGUGAUUGAAUGGGCCAAAGAUUGGAUCUUAGGUUUGGAAGAGAGGUUGCUUUACAUUGAAAUUUUGAACCUCGGAUCUAUCUUUACAAAGAAUCUGCAACCUAUGUACAAUGUAUAAAUAUGCAAUCUCUAUAUCUAAAAGCGAUAAUAUAAUGUCAUAAAGUAA